Pogoniulus pusillus (Red-fronted tinkerbird) is the source of this 1549-nucleotide messenger RNA. RefSeq names its product BARX homeobox 1 (gene BARX1). Gene Ontology annotation, biological process: regulation of DNA-templated transcription. The coding region runs from base 214 to 957 and encodes 247 amino acids. The record is from RefSeq and is a predicted model, not a curated record. Gene Ontology annotation, molecular function: DNA-binding transcription factor activity, RNA polymerase II-specific; DNA binding. The transcript has 4 exons. Lineage: Eukaryota; Metazoa; Chordata; Aves; Piciformes; Lybiidae.
UGGGCCACUCGUGCUGGGGGGGCCGCGCCAGGCCCGGCCCGGCAGGGCAGGGUGACGGGCAGCGGAGCAAUGGGCAGAGCCCCUGCUGGGACCCCCGCGGCCCGGCUGCCAGCAGCGCCGGCCGGGGGGCUGCGCUAGGGCGGCCUGGUGGCCGCGGCGGCCGGGGGUACCACACACACACACACACACGGUCCUGCCCGGGCGGCAGCGAGGAUGCAGCACCCUCUGGAUCUGGGGGCCGCGCACUACUUCCCGGCCGAAGCCUUCCCCGACCACCGCUCUCAUCGCUACCGCAGCUUCAUGAUCGAGGAGAUCCUCACCGACCCCCCGGACGCCAAGGGGGCCGCGCCGGCCGGGGAGCUACUCAAAUUCGGGGUGCAAGCGCUGCUCUCCGCCCGCCCCUACCACAACCACCUCGCGGUGCUGAAGGCGGAACCGGCCGCCGUGUUCAAGUUCCCGCUGGCUCCCUUGGGCUGCUCGGGGCUGGGCUCGGCGCUGCUGGCCGCCGGCUCAGGCCUACAGGGCGGCUCCGCCUCGCCCCAUCUCCCGCUGGAGCUGCACCUCCGCGGCAAGCUGGAGCCGGGUCCCCCGGAGCCGGGCAGCAAGGCUAAAAAGGGCCGCCGCAGCCGCACUGUCUUCACCGAGCUGCAGCUCAUGGGGCUGGAGAAGCGCUUCGAGAAGCAGAAAUACCUCUCCACGCCCGACAGAAUAGACCUGGCCGAAUCGCUGGGGCUCAGCCAGCUCCAGGUGAAAACCUGGUACCAGAACAGGCGCAUGAAGUGGAAGAAAAUAGUGUUGCAAGGAGGCGGCCUGGAGUCCCCAACCAAGCCCAAGGGCCGCCCAAAGAAGAAUUCCAUCCCCAGCAGCGAGCAGCUCUCGGAGCAGGAGAGAGCCCGGGACUCUGAGAAGCCACCCGAGAGCCUGGGCUCGCCGGCCGAAGUCAGUCAGGAGGAGUGAGGGGGUCCCCGCCCGGCCCCAGUGCCGCUGGCCCCGGCCGCUCCCCUGGGCGCUGCCCACCGAGCCUGCUGCCGGCCCGGCACCUCCCCGCCCGGCUGGAGGAGGAAGAGGCGCAGCACGGUUAGUGGCUACGGUCGCUCUCGGUCUUCGGUGAACCGGGCAGUUUGGUCGGUCGCGUCCCUAUCGCCCCCCAGCCCGACUCUCGCUCCGCGGAGAGCUGCGCCAUGGACACUAGCGACGGCCCCGGGGGGCCAGGAGGACACUGGAUCCCAAAUUCCACAUCUGCUCCUCUCUGUCUACAAAAAAACCCUGUGGUGCCCCUAGUUAUUCGAAAACUGCAUUUUAUGAUCGGUUUUAUUAUUGCGAAGAUAUUUACUUUAUUUCAAUAAAGUAUUUUAUGAACUAUUGCUCGGAGUAAUGUAACAAUUUUUCGCUUUAAAACAAACAUUUUUUCCCUCUUUUUCUCCUUUUGUGGAGACAAAGGUUGUAUUCAAAUCCGAAUUCGUGGGGACAUGAUAGAGACAGAACCAAGAGCAGUGCUGUCCCGGACUCUCCCGUUGUUUGCUUUUUCCCCUGAUUUUGCCCGCCCGUG